CAGAGAUGGUAUUUAUUAUAUAAAAGACAUGUAAUUGAAUAAAUUGAUGCAGAUGCCCUAAGACCUACCCCAACUGCGGUUGUCACUCCCGUUCUUCCGAUGUCUGCAAGCUCUCUUCUCUCGGCAAACCCAUCGUAUUCUAACGAUGGUGGCGCCACGGAUGUCCGGCGGAGCCUUGUCGCGACAACUGUAGAAGCGCCAUCACCCGAACUACAAUCUGCAGACUCUCUUGAUCCCGAAAACAACAGCGACUAUCGUGUGUUACUUCCCGCGCAAGAGAGCAACGAAGGCGCCGUAUUUGAGGACGACAAACCGAUGAUCAGCGUCCUAGAAAAAGUGGGAGGUGCCUCAGGCGACCACCAAGAACAAGUGCACGUGAUGUGUUCGGAGAAAUGCGCGCUCAAGAGCCAAACGGGGAAGAAAAAACCUAGGCGAAGGGGAGGAAAUGCCAGAAAGAACAAGGCCGUUUUAAACUGUUAUCCGAUUGAGAAUAGAGAAAAGAAGGGGCAUUGGUAUUCGAGAAAGGAAAUGGAGGUUCUGAGGUUUCAAGGGGUGGAAGAGCAAAAGAAGAAGUGGGUCGAGGUGUACUGUGGGCUUGGUCCACUGGUGCAGCGGGAGUAUGAUGAACUGGUGAAGUCGGAAAAGACUCGUGAAGAGGAUAGUUUCCCAAGCUUUGAUUUUGACUUUGAUCCACGCCCUCAGUUCCAGAAAUCUGCUGACUUGAGUUGUAGUGAAAUCCGUCAGGUGUUAAUCUUAAUUCUUAUCCCAUGGAGUGUGUUUAAGUUUAAUCGUAAUAACUGCGAAGGCUGCCCGCAGCUUUUGGAUAAUCAUUCGGAAGAUAUGAUUACCUCAGAUCCUUCCUCCUGUCUCCCAAUUAGUGAUGAAAUAGGAUUCUCAGCUUUGGAAGGAGAGUACAGUGAAGAUGAUGAAAGUGAUGACGACUAUAGUAGCAUUCAAAGGCCAGCCUUUUUGGUUACAGGAGAACCUGAUUUUGAUUCUGGCCCUCCGCAAGAUGGACUUGAAUAUCUUAGACGUGUAAGGUGGGAGGCUGAUAGAAUCCCGAAGGUGAAAGUUGUCAAGGUUAAUAAAAACAAAGAACAGAGUGUUUAUAUGCCUCAAAUUCCUGAUAUUAUGGAGUGCCCUGAGAACAUAUUGCCACUUAAACAGUGGGAAAACAGCUUCCUUGCUGAUUUCUCAGAGCUGAGACAGGCUUUCUCGCGGCUCGACCCACAGGCUUCCCGUUUGAAAAGUUCAACUGAAGAGCACCUGUCCACCGAUGAAGAUGAUAUUUUGGGUCAGAUGCUUGAAAUUAACACAAGUGUUGGGAAAUUUGUGAACUUAACAAUAGAAGAUGAUUCGAAAACCAAUCCACAUUCUCCGGAGAAUUCCAAUUUCACAGACGAAACCCCGACCCUCUCUAAGAUUUUGAAAAUGGACUUUGCUGCUCGAAUUUCAAUGUUAAAAAGGCGGAUAAGUUGCAUAGAGAAUAUGAGCACAUUAACUCGUGAUGAGAGUUUAUGGUUGUUUGCUCUCUGUGUGGCGGUCGAUUGGCCACUUGAUGCCAGCACAAGUGCAGCACUCAGAUCUCUACUGCGGAAGUGCGCAAGCCUGAGAGCUGGCAAAAAGGAAGUGGAUGAUGAAGUUGCUAUUCUCAAUAUUCUUGUGACGAUAUCUGGUAGAUAUUUUGGACAGUUAGAAUCUUGACGAUUUCUCGCACAUGGAUGCUCGACUUUUCUGGUGCUCUACCAUCUUCUUUGCUAAAGAUGAAAAUUGUGGUUGAUGCAUAUUCGUUUAACAUGAAUUAUACGCCACGAUAUUUGUCCUGAGAUAUGUGUUUUUGCUUUAGAAUUUCAUAGUUGUUUCCCUAGAGGUUGCUAUCCAAUUGUGAGAGAUAGAAGGGAA
Striga asiatica is the source of this 1902-nucleotide messenger RNA. The record is from the annotation of a GenBank genome assembly. NCBI's taxonomy places the organism in Eukaryota, Viridiplantae, Streptophyta, Magnoliopsida, Lamiales, Orobanchaceae.